UGGCCUGACCCGGCUCUGCCCCUGCUGCGCGCCACCUGUCGCCGCCUCCUCCGCGCCGCCCGCCGGUUGCCUCCGGCCAGGCCCAUGGGCGGAGGGCGUCACUCCUGGGCGGAGCGGCGCGGGACUGCUGGGGGAAGUCCGCGGCUCCGGCCCUUGCCGCUCUCAGCCUCUAAGUCUACAGCUCCUCCUCCACCUCAUCCCGGACGGCCGCCACCCGGUUUCCUGCACUUUGCUGCCGCCAGCGCCGCCGCCUCCGCCGACACCGCCACCCCGCCUCUCCCGGGACCGUGCAAAGGGCGGGGAGGCCGGCGAGAGGAGGAGCCUGAGGAAGCCUUCCCAGAUGCUCCAGUGGAGGCACUCCCCAAACCAGAGCCCAGCACUUCCUUUCCAUGAGCUGGUUCCUGGCGGGACAUGUCACCUGCAGUGGGGGAGAGAGCCUAGAGAGAACCAGGUUAGUGAGGUCAAGAGGGCAACUGAGCUGGAUCGGAGGUCUGUGGCAUUUGGGCCUCUGAAGUGGGUUGGA
This is a messenger RNA of Marmota monax (woodchuck), 523 nucleotides long. RefSeq names its product sterile alpha motif domain-containing protein 1-like. NCBI's taxonomy places the organism in Eukaryota, Metazoa, Chordata, Mammalia, Rodentia, Sciuridae. The transcript is spliced from 3 exons. The record is from RefSeq and is a predicted model, not a curated record. The coding region runs from base 85 to 393 and encodes 102 amino acids.